CUUCCAAUCCACAUCAGUGGAGCGACUCUGGCAGCCGUGGCGGCCGCCUCUCACCCUCCUACGUCCCGCUUUUUUAACCGACACCCCACCGCUGAUGCGCCCAGCGGCCAUCACUCCUCACCGUGUGCUUCUCUCCAAACCUCCGCCAAGAUUUAGCUUCCUCUGCCGGUCUUUAACCCUAUAACGUUCCCUUCCCGUUUCAAAACAUUGUGCGCACUCUGGACUUUAAAACAAGCCGCCGAGUAAUACUUUUCACAAUCCGUUUCUGAAUGACGGGCGGCCGGUUCGACUUUGACGAUGGCGGCACGUACUGCGGAGGCUGGGAGGACGGCAAAGCCCACGGCCACGGCAUCUGCACCGGACCCAAGGGCCAGGGCGAAUACGCGGGUUCGUGGUCGAACGGGUUCGAAGUGGUCGGCGUUUACACCUGGCCCAGCGGGAACCUGUAUCAGGGCUACUGGGCGCAGGGGAAGCGCCACGGACUCGGCGUGGAAACCAAGGGCAGGUGGAUUUACCGGGGAGAGUGGGCUCACGGGUUUAAGGGCCGGUACGGAGUGCGGCAGAGCCUGAACACGUCAGCCAGGUACGAAGGCACCUGGAGCAACGGGCUGCAGGACGGAUACGGCGUCGAGACGUACGGGGAUGGAGGAACAUACCAGGGUCAGUGGACUGGUGGGAUGCGUCAUGGCUACGGUGUCCGUCAGAGCGUCCCGUAUGGCAUGGCCACCGUCAUCCGCUCACCUCUCCGAACCUCCCUUGCUUCCCUCCGUAGUGAGCAGAGCAACGGCACCGUACUGCACGACAGCCUGUCUGACAGCCCCGCUGGCACCCGUGGCGGCUUUGUACUCAACUUCCACUCAGACGGUGAAGGUUCAGAGAAGAAGAGGGGCCUUUUCCGCCGCGGCUCUCUCUUCGGCAGCCUCCAGCGGUUGCGCAAGUCAGACUCACGCUCAUCCAUCUCAAGCAAGCGCAGCUCGGCACGCAGCGACACCACCAUGAGCCGCAUCAGUUCCAGCGACGCCAACUCCACCAUUAGCUUUGGAGACGGGGACACGGCUGAUGACUACUUGCCACUGGAGGACAAUGUGGACGCCACCACCACCGAGUCCUACAUGGGUGAGUGGAAGAACGACAAGCGCAGCGGCUUUGGCGUCUCGGAACGUUCCAAUGGCAUGAAGUACGAAGGAGAGUGGCUCAACAACAAGCGCCACGGCUACGGCUGCACCAUCUUCCCCGAUGGCACCAAGGAGGAGGGGAAGUAUAAAAACAACUUGCUGGCCCGGGGCAUCAAGAAGCAGUUGAUCCCACUGAAGAACACCAAGACCAAGCAGAAGGUGGACCGUGCUGUGGAGGGAGCUAUCAGGGCAGCAGCCAUUGCCAGAACGAAAGUUGAGAUUGCGACAUCCAGGACGGCCCAUGCCCGGGCCAAAGGAGAGGCUGCAGACCAGGCUGCCCAGUCAGCUAGUCAGGAUUCUGACAUUGCCAGAGCUGUGGCCAGAGAGCUCUCACCUGGCUUCCAUCAGCCAGGCCCUGACUACAUAAGGCAAAAAUACAACGAGCCGGUUGAGGUGAAGGAGGUUCCCGAGGAGGAGAAGAAGGAGAAGUCACCAUCAGGGAGCCCUCAUUUCUAUCGUAAGGGCACAACACCGAACCAUUCUCCAUCCGUGAGCCCAGGUCCCAGCCCUCCUCCCUCACCCCCUGCUGUUAAGAAGGGCUUUUUCAGCAGUAAGACCUCUACUGUCGCCGUUGCUGCCCCAAAGCCUACUGGGAAAGAGAGCAAAACUCCCACUGCUGAGAGUUUGACUGCAGGUAUAACAAAGGCAGCAUCAAAGCUCUCUCUCAAACAGGAAGUGAGACAACAGGAGGCUCCUCCAGCUCCCAAACCAGCUGUUGCUAAGACAACCAGCAAUAACCCUAGCAACGGGCAAAUCCACUCCCAGUACCAUGGCUAUUACGUCAAGGCCGAUGUCAAGAUGCCACCACCGGAUGAACCGAUUGGCGUGGAGGACGACCUUCACCCAUCAAGCCUGGCACGCUUGCCGCCACCCGUAAAACAGUAUCAGGCACCUACACCAAAAGCCCUUCCAGCACCCACUCCUUCACCAGCCACUCCGAAAGACAGCACCAAAGCUCCAGAGUCCGCCAAAACAGACAGGCCAAAGAGACAGGAAUCAAUGAAACCAAAGAGCCUCGCAGAAACUAAGAAAGCCAGUAUAGAAAUCACUACAGAUAUUAUGGAAGAGGAGUCAGGCCCAAACGCUAUCUUGGUGGCUCUUGUCAUGCUGUUGAAUGUUGGUCUGGCAAUCAUUUUUGUCCAUUUCCUCACCUGACCAAAUCUCAACUCAGAGAUGCCGUGGCUGCCUCAGCGUAGGACCAGGUUCAAGUUGUGAGACAAGUGUUGGCUUCUCUUGUUACUGCAAAUCAAAGUGGAGGCCUUAAUCUAAGCCCAAGCAACCUGCUCCCAUUUUUGAUUAUUCUUGUGAAAACUGUAUUUGUACAGCUAUGAGGCUAUUUUCUACUGUUGAUACUUAAUAUGCCAUGUUUUUGCCCCCGGAAUGACAAGGUGUUGUGACUGAUGCUGAGAAAACACUGACAAUCGUUUUUGCUCUCUGUGUAGGAUUUCUAUGUCAUUGCACAUUGUGUACACUUUUUAAGGCCUUUUCACAGAGCAAGUCUUUGAAUAGCCUAUUUUUCUAAACAUGUUCACCAAACUGUAUUUUGGAAAGUUGGCUUGUUUGCUAAAUGUAACUUUACCUUUUUUUGGAGCAGUUGUUUCCAUGGAGAUC
Molecule: messenger RNA, 2786 nt
Organism: Myripristis murdjan (pinecone soldierfish)
Lineage: Eukaryota; Metazoa; Chordata; Actinopteri; Holocentriformes; Holocentridae
Gene: jph1b
Product: junctophilin 1b
Exons: 7
Coding region: 270-2330 (686 amino acids)
Cellular component (GO): sarcoplasmic reticulum; plasma membrane; junctional membrane complex
Source: RefSeq, a predicted model, not a curated record